This is a messenger RNA of Entamoeba dispar SAW760, 2739 nucleotides long. RefSeq names its product tetratricopeptide repeat protein, putative. Gene Ontology annotation, molecular function: protein binding. NCBI's taxonomy places the organism in Eukaryota, Evosea, Mastigamoebida, Endamoebidae. The transcript has a single exon. Bases 1 to 2739 code for a protein of 912 amino acids. Gene Ontology annotation, biological process: negative regulation of DNA-templated transcription. The record is from RefSeq and is a predicted model, not a curated record.
AUGUCAACCAAAAAUAAAAACACUAAAAUCAGUAAAAUUCUCGACCAAAUUGAUAUCGAUCAACUCAAAGUAUUAAUCGAUGAAGUUGGUGUUGUUGUACUUCAAAUUAAAAAUUAUGGAACUCUUAAUAUCGGAAAUCCAGAAUUUGAUGAAAGCUCUCAAGAAGAUUCUGAAUCUAGUUAUACUACUUCUGAAAGUGAUUCUUCUUAUUCAUCUGAGGAAUCUUCUUAUUCAAGUGAAUCUGACGAUGAAGAACUUCCAGUCCAACAAGAGCAAGAGAAAAUUAAUCCACCAAAUUCUGUUAAUAAUGACAAAAUAAUUCAAUCACAAAACAAAGGGUCUGAUACAAAAAAUAUUACUAAAGAAGAAAUAAAUAAAAAUGAAAAGGAAAAAACAAAGAAAUUUGAAGAAGAACAAUUAAAAAAGGCACAAGAGGUAAUUCAGAAAAAGGUUAAUGCUUGUAGUGUACCUAAGAAAGUACUUCGCGUUGAAGAGAUUGAUGAAGAUGAUGAUGUUUUUACAAAAAAUGAAAGUGAGACUUUGAAAGCUGCAGAGUAUGUUGCACAAACAAAACAAUUACAAAAUGGAACAAAUAACCCCGUUAUUGAUAAAGAAUUAGCAAUGGGAUAUUUAUAUGUUAAUAAUAAUAGAGUUAAAGAAGCUGUUGACUAUUUUACUGUUUUCUUAAAGAAAUAUCCUAAUGUUGUUGGAGCCUUUUUAGGAAGAGGCACCGCAUUAGCAAUGUUAAGUAAUUUUGAAAAAGCAAUUCAAGACUUUACAUCUGCUAUUAAAUGUGAUCCAAAAUGUGGAGACGCAUAUAAAAGAAGAGGACAAACACUUGUUGCUUGUGGAAAGUUGUAUGAAGGACUUGAAGAUUUUAAUAAGGCUAUUGAACUGUCUAACGGUAAAGAUGGUGACUGUUACGCACAGAGAGGAAGUGUUUAUCAAAUGCUUAAAAACUAUGAAAAAGGAAGAGCUGAUUUCAGAGAAGCUGUUAGAAAGAAUUCAAUGGACUUUAAUUCAUGGAAUCAUCUUGGGUUAAAUAACAACGCCCUUGGAUUAGUUGCUGAGGCAGCUGAUGCAUAUGCACGAGCAUUACAAAUUAAAGAUGAUUUUAUUGAAUGUUAUGUAAAUUUAGCUCAAUUACAUAAAGAUGCAGGCAAUUUCCAACGAUCAAAAGAUGUUUUCAAUAAAUUGUUCAGAAUGCAACCAAAUCAUUCUAAUGGACAUUAUAUUUGUGGAGUUCUUUAUCAACAAUCUGGAUAUCAUUUAGCUGCUAUUAAAGAAUUUACACUUGCUAUUGAUAACCGUACUGAACCAAUUUCUGGAAUUGAAAAAGAUCCAGAAAGAAUGUGUGAAGCAUGGAGAUAUCGUGGUGUCACUAGAUCUGCUUCUGGUCAGUUUAGAUUAGCUGUAGAAGAUUUUGAACGUGCUAUGGAACUUAAAAGUGAUGACACUGCAUGGUAUAUGAAGGAAAUUGCAUUAUAUACACAUCAUCACUUAAACAAAUCGUUUGAAGAAUGGGACUUAGAAUCUUUUUAUCCUUUCUUUAAAGAAGGAUUUUGCAAACACCUUAUCCCUGCUGCACUUCAUAGAUAUGAAGAACAACCACCAUUUGAAGAAAGUAUAUCUGAUGUUGAUGAAAAAUCACUUCCAAGUCAAAACGUUAUUAAUAGAAUUAUUAUUCCUGCAAUGAACAUUGGUAAAUAUAUGCAAUACGACUCUCAAGGUUUUGUUCACAACAAAGCACAAUAUCUUAUGGCUGGUAUGGCUGCAAUAGAAAUGGCUAAAAAGAUAAGGGAUGUUCUUCCUGAAUGGGUAUUUGGUGGAUUAACUGAAGAACAAGCAAAACCAUAUAUUGGUAAACUUCAUUGGAGAGAUGUUAUGAAAAUAGCUGUUAAGUGGAGACAAAUAUCAGAGCCAAAUGACCCAGUAUAUUGGAUUGAUUUAUUGACUCAUGAACAAUUUGAAGAGGGAUUUGGAUCUCACACACCAAUGUUCAUUGGACAAACAAGAGUUGUACGAUAUUAUUGUCAAUAUCAACGUGCAUUUGAAAUCGUAAAGAAAUUACUUCCUGAGCAAUUAAAGAUUAAAGAAGAUUGGGCUGAAAAAGUUAAAGCAGCUAAAAAUAUCCAAGAUAUCCUUGAUGUAAUGAAAAGCGAUUUCCAUGUCACAACACCUUGCAAAUCUUUGUACUUUGAUGACCCUGACAAACCUGGUACUAAGAGAACCUACGAAGGAACAAGAUUAGUUGUUGAAAUUAAACAACCAGGAUAUGAAUUUGCUAUUAAAACACCAUGUACUAUGCCAAGGUGGAAAUUGUAUGACGAAGAAUUAACAGAAUGUUGGAAGAACAUUGUUAGAUUAGUACUAACAAGAAAAGGAAAAAAGGGGGAGGAUGAAGCUUUAUUAAGAGCAAUGUUUGAUUUCACUUUCUAUUGGUAUAACUUCAUGCCAUUAAGUCGUGGAACAGCUGCAACAGGUUUUGUGUUUAUGUUAGCUAUGCUCGCGUCACUAAAUUAUCAAAUCAAUAAACACAUCCCAAAAGGAAUGCAAACUGAUUGGGAAGCCAUUUUAUGUGAUGAACCAAAGAAGUUUGAAGACGUAAUGAUGGGAUGGAUGAAAGAUUCAAUAACUCAAUUUGACGUUGAAUCAGUUCCUGACUUCAAAAGGGUAUUACCCAAUGUAAGAAGUAUUAUCGAAUGCUUCAAUUAUUGUCCACAAGUCAAAUGCGAAUAA